AUGAAGCUCUCAAUUCCACUCGCGCAUGGGUCUGCUCGGACAGGACUCGGAGAUCUGCUAUGCAUUAAGAAACACGCAUCCCAAACCCGGAGAACAUAUAUCUCCCUCCGAAGCUCCCCCUCGGUACCCCGUACCAAGUACCUAUCACGAUGCAAUCAACGACGGUACAACAAUUCAGCAGCCUCUUCAUCCGAAGAUCCCACGGGCAAGCCCAAGACCCCGUCCCUUGAAGGCGACUCUCAACAACCACCUCCAGCACCGACAACAUCCAUAUCCGACCAUGUACGCCUCCUCAUGCGUCGAGUACCCUACCCCGUCGCAAUAAUCACAGCAACCGAUCCCUCAGGCCCAGACGAUACAAGCUCGUUCCGCGGCAUGACAGUCUCCUCUUUCAGCACAGUGACUCUCACUCCACAGCCGGUCAUUUCGUUUAACGUGCGCCGCCCAUCAGAAACAUUGAAUGCAUUGCUUGCUUCACGCCGCUUUCUGGUUCAUUUGCUUGCACCGGGUUCGGCGACUGCUACACUCGCAAGGGAUUUCUCGAAAGGGAAUGUUACGCUUGCUGCUAUGUUGAGUGGGCAUGGGGAGUUUGAGUUCGCGCGUUUGCCGGCUAGAGACGAGGAUGCGGGUUCGCUGAAUGCACUACCUAUUCUUCAGCGGAGGGGUGCGGGUCAUGCGAAUGCUCGUGCGGACUUCCCUUUUGUUUUUGAAUGUGAAUUAAUGAAAGAUAAGAUCGAUGUGCAUGAUCACUCGAUUGUGUUGGGGACUGUGCUGCGGACGAUUGAGGGCUCUGAGUCUGACAUGGCGCUGGGUGAAGAUGGUAAGGACUUGGAUGAACACUCGCCGGAACGGCUUUGUUUAACCUAUGCCAAUACCAAGUUCUGGAAGAUGGGAGGUGAGCUUUGA
Molecule: messenger RNA, 906 nt
Organism: Penicillium bovifimosum
Lineage: Eukaryota; Fungi; Ascomycota; Eurotiomycetes; Eurotiales; Aspergillaceae
Product: flavin reductase family protein
Exons: 2
Coding region: 1-906 (301 amino acids)
Molecular function (GO): FMN binding; riboflavin reductase (NADPH) activity
Source: RefSeq, a predicted model, not a curated record